This is a messenger RNA of Selaginella moellendorffii, 1240 nucleotides long. RefSeq names its product anthocyanidin 3-O-glucosyltransferase 7. The transcript is spliced from 5 exons. The record is from RefSeq and is a predicted model, not a curated record. Bases 8 to 1066 code for a protein of 352 amino acids. NCBI's taxonomy places the organism in Eukaryota, Viridiplantae, Streptophyta, Lycopodiopsida, Selaginellales, Selaginellaceae. Gene Ontology annotation, molecular function: UDP-glycosyltransferase activity.
AUAUCGAAUGGCUUCUUUGGCAAGAAUUCCCCUCACUGAGGACGAGCUGCCGAAGCUCAACGCUCUCGGAGUGGCUCUCUCUCGCGAGCAACUCCAUCACUACAUGAGGGACGCAAGUGUGCAGCUUGCCGCCAAGAAGUGCGAGCGUCUUUUUUACGCGCGGCUAGCCUCGUGGAUUCUCGUUCCCUCGUUUGAGGAGCUGGAGCCGGCAUGCAAGCAAAUGCAUGCUCUCUACGGCAAGAGGUUCCUGCCGGUGGGACCUUUGCUUGAUUGCAACGAAGACCACCACAUCCAGAGCCUAGCGGAAGGAAAUGAAGACCUUGCUUGGUUGGAUCAGUGGCCUCCAGGAUCGGUGGUUUACAUCUCCCCUGGCACGAACUUCUACUCGUCACUGGAUGAGCUUGUGGCUGUGGUUGGAGCUCUCGAGGCUCUCGAGCAGCCAUUCUUGCUGGUUUGUCGGUCGGACGAGGAGAAGCUUCUCCAGGAGCUCGGCCGGGAUCGUGACCACCCAAGCUGGCGCACGUCGCCAUGGGUUCCUCAAAAGUUUGUGCUCGACCACCCAGCCACAGGAGCUUUCGUUACUCACUGUGGAUGGAUGUCCAUCCUCGAGGGCGUUUCCAGCGGCGUGGCAAUGGUUGCUUGGCCGCGCGAGCAUGGAGUGGAGCACACGGACCAUUACCUCAACAGCAAGUGCAUCGUCGAGGACUGGAAGAUCGCCAUCGCCAUGAAGAAGUGCAGCAGCAGUGGCAAAGUCUCGCGCGAAUCUGCGAGGGAGAGCUUCGAGGAGCUGCUGCACGGCGAAGGUGGCAAGCGCGCGAGAGAAAACGUCGCCAGGCUCAGUGAUCUGGCGAAGACAGCCGCAGCUCCUGAUGGUUCUUCGGCCAAGAACCUCAAGACCGCAGCGGACGCCAUCAAGAGUGGCAAGCUCGUUGGCACCGACACAGCUUUGCUCGCGCGAAAGAUGCACAUGAAUCCCUGGAAUCUCUCGGAAGAAAAGCGAGCUCACUUGAAGAGUAUCCUUGAUUCUGCUCCAGCUCCAGCUCCAGCGUCUGGAUUCCUCCGCUAAACAACUGGUGAUGUUAUGCUUUUCUUCGUUUCCUAGCUUUGGUCCUUAGUUUGCAUUCCAGACAAGUCCAGGCGCAACUUGGAUCAUCCCAUAGAUUUCGUGUUCUUCCGGAGUUCACGGAACGAGCAUUGGAGAUGAUUUCGUAAAGUUCUUAAAGAAGAGAAUAUCGUUAAA